AUGGAUAGAAGAACAGGAGCCAAGUUCUUAGUAGAUACAGGGUUAGAGCUGUCAGUGUUGCCGAGAGGUUGGACCGGACGGCAGGUUAGGCCCGCAAGUCUCAAAUUAUACGCAGCAAACGGAACUCCUAUUAGAACAUAUGGCGAAAGGAGGAUGGAUCUCAACUUGGGACUGAGACGAUCCUAUGUCUGGCCAUUCAUAGUGGCAGACGUAUCGCAACCCAUUUUAGGCGCAGAUUUCUUGAGUCGUUAUAAUCUGUUGGUAGAUAUGAGGAGUAAAAGGCUGAUCGAUGGAAUUACCGGGUUGAAGGCUCAAGCUCGGUUGACCGACGCGACUGUGCAUUCAGUAUCCACACUUAAACGAGAUACGUCAACGCACUAUCUUCUCAAGGAUUUCAUUGAGAUAACUCGUCCUGGAGGGAAGAAAUCGGUCAAACACGAAGUCAGACACCAUAUAGUCACCAAAAGACCUCCAUUUGCGGAUAAAGUGCGAAGGUUGACACCGGAAAGGCAACGCUUCGCGAAAUCAGAAAUUCAACAAUGGGUGGCAGAUGGAGUAUGCAAACCAGGGAGCGGCCAAUGA
Molecule: messenger RNA, 582 nt
Organism: Pseudomyrmex gracilis
Lineage: Eukaryota; Metazoa; Arthropoda; Insecta; Hymenoptera; Formicidae
Exons: 1
Coding region: 1-582 (193 amino acids)
Biological process (GO): proteolysis
Molecular function (GO): aspartic-type endopeptidase activity
Source: RefSeq, a predicted model, not a curated record